This is a messenger RNA of Drosophila miranda, 4791 nucleotides long. It is a transcript of the gene OtopLc, whose product is annotated as proton channel OtopLc. Gene Ontology annotation, biological process: proton transmembrane transport. The transcript is spliced from 7 exons. The record is from RefSeq and is a predicted model, not a curated record. Gene Ontology annotation, molecular function: proton channel activity. Lineage: Eukaryota; Metazoa; Arthropoda; Insecta; Diptera; Drosophilidae. Bases 421 to 4770 code for a protein of 1449 amino acids. Gene Ontology annotation, cellular component: membrane.
GGACCGAAACCGAAACCGAAACGGAAACCGACAGCGAAACAGAAACCAUAACUGAGACCGAGUCUCGCGACUCAUGCGAAGGAACCGAACCGCAAUGCAGUGCGAAGUGCAGAGUGCAGUGUAAAAAAAGGAGGAGAAGAUCCUGGAAGAGGGAAAGGCGUCUAACGUCUAACGGGAUACACACACAAUGUGCGUGCAGUGAAAUGGAGUGAAAACGAGUGACCAGAAAAACAGCAAACUAGCAAAAACAGAACAAAAGAAAAGAAAAGCAAGAAAAAAACAGCAACAGUCGCUGCGCCCAGGCAACAGAGUGCGCCACCGAUGUGAGCCGUGAGUGUGAAGGUAUUUCCCCUGAAAAAAGAACAAAAAGAAAAAAGCAGCACGAAACCCCAUAGUAAAACUAAAGAGAGAGUGAGAGAUAUGGAUAGCUCGCCGGAUCUGUCGCUGAAGCUGCGACGUGGCUCCAGUGAUUCGCGGGACAAUUUCUACAUGGAUUUCGCUCAGGGCAUCGACUCGGACAUCGAGGAGGUGGACACCAACGCGACCACCACGGCCGCCGCCAGCACAAGCACCAGCACCAGCAUCACCACAGCGGGGGAUGCACCACUGCCACCGCCGCCCCUCCCAACAGUCUCACUCAGCGAGGAGAUGCUCCUGCUGGUGGCACCGCCACCACCGCCGCUGGCGCCGCUGCUCGGUCAGCCGCUGCCCACGCUGACGGAGGCGGAGGACAUGCCGCCGACGCCCACACCGCCGCCGAUGAUCGGUCAUCCGCAGGCGGAGCCGCAGCUCAGCCUGGACUUGAGCCUCGAUAUGGAGAUGAGUCUGGACGCCACCUCGCCGCCAGGAUCGCCCAUCAAUUCGGUGCUGGAGCUUGAGCUCAUUCCGCCGCCGCCCCUUUCCCCCAUGGAGGAUGCCGGCCUGCGGACGGACGUAGACGACGAUGGCGAGGAGACGGACGAUGCGGAGGAGGCGGCAGCAGUGCCGCCGAUGCUCAUCCCCCCUCCCCCCAUGACAGAGGAGCCUAGGGAUGGGGCUGAUGGUGCCGCAGCAGAUGAGGAGGCUGAGGAAGAGGAGGAUGAGGAAGAUGAUGAUGAUGAGGACAAGUCCACACCGCCACCACCAUUGCCGCCACUGCCCUCAAAUCUGUCGUAUGUCCAGGGCAACGUCACCCCGCCCCUGACCAAAUCCCCCUCGAACUCACCCUCGCCACCGGUGACGCCACCGCCCUGCCCGGAGCUUAAUCUCACGCGAAUGGUGUCGCCACCGGCGCAGCACAUCAGUCAGAUACCACCACUGACGCCCUCCUCCGAGAGCGACCAAGAAUCACAGCCCAAUUCCCCAAAUCCACGAUCUCUGCCAGAGCCAGAACCAGAGCCAGAGCCCGAAACGCAAGAGGAGGAGGAGCCAGAGCAGGAGCAGGAGCCCAAGGAGGAGCUAGAACCAGAACCAGAGCCCGUAAGCGGCAGGGAUUACAGCCGGUCGCUGGACAACGAGGAUGAGUCGACCACCAUUACCACUCCACCGAGCAACGGGUACUCGGCCUCCUCGAUCAUUGCCCCACCGCCAGAGCACUUUGCGGAGUUGGAUGAGGACAGCGUGGGCGGAGGAGCAGGACGUGGGCUCUUCAUUCCUCCGCCGCCCCUGAGCAUGGACAUGGAGGAGCCAGAGCGCUCCGAGGAGCCCAUUACCCAGGAAGACGACGAGGAUCCCCUAUCCGUGGACAGGGAGGAGGGACACGCCGACAGCAUCAGCUCCCCACGAGCCGCGAGCAUCGCCAGCGGCGGCAUCAUGUCCACCAGCGGGGCCAUAGCGGCCAUGGCAGCCAAUUCCGCUCCUGGCAGCGGCUCUCCCAAGCUCUCGGAGAGUCGCGGUCCCAGCCGCACCGGCAGCCAGCGCUCCGCCACUGCAGCGGGCGUCCUCUCGCCACAGGCAUCCCUCAAGUCGCAGGCAUCCAUCAAGUCGCAGGCAUCCAUCAAGUCGCAGUCGCAAUCACACUCCCAGUCGCACUCGCAAUCCUCCGGCAAGAGUCCCGUGGCAUCCAUCAAGUCCAGCUCCCAGCGUGUCCAGAGCCCGCCCGUGGGCGAGGGGGCUCCGGUCAUGCCCUCGCCGCCACUGAUGCGCAGUCCGCCGCCGGAGCAGGCCCGCCAAAUGCACAGUCCGCCAAGGAUCACAACGCCGCCGCGCGUCUGCAGUCCUCCACUGGUCAGCAGUCCACCCAAGCUAGCGGAGACGGCAGCAGCAGCCGCCGCAGCCGCCGUCACAGUCACAAUCAAGGAUCAGCCGAUCGUCAGCAGCAGCAGCAGCACCGCCGAGCCACCGAUCGCAACACUGAGCUUCCAGGAUGAGCAGAAGACCCAAACGCCACAGGCACAGCCACAGCCACAGCUGCAGCCACAGCCGAAGCCAGUGACUACUCAACCACGGACGCACUUCACCAGCAGCCACCAUCACUACCAUUUGCCGCACCAGUUCCAGCAUCCGCACCACCAGAACCACCACACGCACAGCGUUCGCGUACCCACGCCCACUGUCCCCAGCAGCUAUGCCCCGCCGCCGCCACCGCCCACCGAUGACGGCUUCCCCGAGUACAGCCGCAAAAGCUAUAUCCCGGCCAUGGCCGCUCCUGUCCUCAGCUCUUCGCUGCUGUCGGCAGCCUCCGGCGAGGGUGCCACAGCCCAUGUGACGGCGGCCAUUUCGCCUGGCCGCGCAUCGGCCCGCUCCGGCUCCCAGCACCAUGUGACCAUCGACGAGUCCAGUCUGCCGCGCAAGAGCAGCGUCAGCGUGGUAGAGGCCUCGGCCGGACCCAGUGGCAUCGUCGUCGGUGGCGGCGAUGGGGACGGCGAUCGCGACGUCGGAGGCGGCGGUGGUGGCGGUGGCGACAGCUCCGAUCCGCCAUCUUCCCCUGGGAGCAGCUCCCAACAGGUGAGCGGCAGCCAGGCGGACGGACAGCUGGCCUUGAUGUACCACUCGCACCAGCUGACCAAUUAUCCGGCCAUCCUGCCGGCCAUCAAGCGCACCCAUCGGCCAUCGUUCGUCUAUCCGCCAAUGCCCAGGGUCAAGGCUGGCGAUGCUCUGGCCACACUUUUCUCCGCCCUGUACGGAAAACUGCUGGUGGUCAUGGGCGUGGCAUUUCCCAUGGCCGAGGUCAUUUCCACCUACAUACCGCCAUCGUUCUACGAGGUAUACUAUCUAUAUUUGUAUAUUGGUAGCAUGAUCUUUCUGCUGUUCAUGUACGCCACGUUGCUGUGGGGUCGCCCCAAGCUGCCAACACCCAUGGCCACAUCACCGAAUAAAACAACAAAGAACAGCACCUCGGACAGCAUGGACGAGUCGGACACGGACAGCACCUCGAACCAUCGGCGCCUGCCGCCGCCCAUCCAGGUGCGGCGUCCAUCCCUGCUGUCGCCCCUGGGCAGGCAGCAUCACUAUGGCAGCUUCUAUCUGCGCAUGGGCGCUGUGGCUUUUGGGAUUGGCAGCAUGAUAUAUUCGGGUCUGGAGUUUGGGCAGUACUUCGAGCUGAAUCCGGACACCAAGUGCCACAAUGUGCUGCUAGCAUUGACGCCGGCCACCCGAAUGGCCUUCAUCUUCAUCCAGAUGUACUUCAUCUUCCUGAACAACGAGCAGAUCAAGGUGUACCGCUACAAGAUCAUCGCCCGCUUCGGCCUGAUGCACAUGAUCGGCACCAAUCUGGCCGUCUGGCUGAACGUGCUCAUCCAGGAGACGAAGCACGAGAUUCUCACCUUCUACAAUCCGGAGAACCGCACGCUGCGCAUCUCGCAUCGCAUUCCGGGCCACUCACGCGGGCAUGCCGUCAUUCCAGUGCACGAUCCGACCGCGCACUUGAGGGUGGCUCGAGGCCUGAAGGGCCCCUACCAGAUCUUCGAGUGCCGGCGCACCAACAUCAUCGGAACUUUGGUGCAGGACGCCUCGCCCUUCCUUUUUCCGUGCACCAUCGAGUACUCGCUGAUCUGCGCCGCCAUCCUGUACGUCAUGUGGCGCAGCAUCUCGCGACCACAGAGCAAUCCGCCGCAACGCCCGGACAUGAUCAGCUCGCCGAUGAAGCGCUCGCCCCACCACUACUCCGUGGACUGUGCACGGGCCCACAAGGGCCUCUUUGUGGGCAUCCUCAUCCUGGUGCUGACCAUCAUUUCGCUCAUCAUAUUCUUUGUGCUGAUCUCGCGGCCGGAGUUCGUCUCGAUGGCCGUCACCGAGGUGACCAUCUGCGAACUUCUCAUCUACGGCACGGCCACGAUCGCCACUCUGCUGGGGAUGAUCCAGAUCCGGCAUCUGCAGUACGAUGCCUACCGUAGCUUUUCCCUGGACGAUAUCCUGCUGGUGGGCGCCCAGACGGGCUCCUUCCUGUACAACAUUUUCACGGUGAUCGCGGGCCACUUUACGCUGCGCAGCGACGACAUGCUGGUGCCCAUCAAUGCCCUGGCCUCCAUCGUGCAGACCGCCUGCCAGACGAUGUUCAUUCUGGACGCCAGUCGCCGCCAGGCCGUCAGCCCCGAGCACAUCCGCAAAAAGCCCGGCCGGGAGAUCGUCACGUUCAUGCUGGUGGUGAACCUGGCCAUGUGGGCGAUCAGUACGCUGGAGAAAUCGCGCGCCGAAUCGCAUCCCAUCCAGCUGAACUUCUACGGGCUGUGGGCCUGGACCAUCAUCACGCAUGUGUCCAUGCCGCUGGCCAUAUUCUAUCGCUUCCACUCGACCGUGUGCCUGUGCGAGAUCUGGAAGCGGGCCUACAAGCUGAAGCCCACGUACAUGUGAGAAUUCGCCCGCUCGCGCAUU